Caenorhabditis briggsae is the source of this 1623-nucleotide messenger RNA. It is a transcript of the gene Cbr-nhr-212, whose product is annotated as Protein CBR-NHR-212. Bases 1 to 1623 code for a protein of 540 amino acids. The transcript has 7 exons. Gene Ontology annotation, biological process: regulation of DNA-templated transcription. Lineage: Eukaryota; Metazoa; Nematoda; Chromadorea; Rhabditida; Rhabditidae. Gene Ontology annotation, molecular function: zinc ion binding; sequence-specific DNA binding; DNA-binding transcription factor activity. The record is from RefSeq and is a predicted model, not a curated record.
AUGAACUCAGAUCAUGUGUAUUUGUUCUGCCCUUUUCUCUAUUUCGCGAAAUUCUCUCUACUUUUUGAUUGUUACCUCAAAUAUUCAAGUUUCAAAAAAUUCCAGAAAAAUGAGUCAGCAUUUUUCCGACGGAGCCUAAUUGAUAGAAGUGGAGAAAAUUUCAAAUGUCUUCGUGGGAAUGAUAGCUGCCAAUUGAAGUAUUCGGGAAAAUUUUACUGUAAAAAAUGCCGUCUGAAAAAGUGCUGUGAAGUUGGAAUGAACCCGAAAUAUAUCCAACACAACCGAGACAAAAUAAAAUCCUCUCCUUCGCCUCCUCAAUCCAUAUCCACGCUGGUAGGCCGUCCAUCCUACAUCAUUCAUUGCUCACCCGUUGCCAACGCCUCCAAAAUUACAAUAGUGGAUGUAACCUAUCUAAUCGAUAAAGCCAAUGAUUGCUUAGAUUACGGGCCGGCCCUUCUCAACAAGAAACUCAAAAUUCUGGAUAAAAUGAACAUCGCGAGCGAGUUUUUAGACUCAUUUGAGGCUUCAGAGUACUCGAAAAUGGACCAGAUGACACAGAUUUCAGUCUUGGACAAGAAUUUUUUCAUGCAUUUUUGGGAAGUGGACUUUUUGAAAACUGCAAAAUGGCUGAGCUUUUUGGAUGGAUUUGAAAAGAUACCAAGGGCAAUUCAGAUUCAAAUCAUAAUGGCCACGUGGCACCUUCGAGCCAGAAUCGAUAGGUUGAGCAAAACAGCGAAACUUCGAAAACAAAUGAAAAUUGGAGAAACAGAUUUCAUGAUGAGUACAAAUGCUUGUCUAGAUUUGAAGACUUGCAAACUUGAUAUCUCCUGGUGUAGCGACUAUCCGAAUGAGCAGAUUCAGUUUUUCUUAGAAGGCUCCGAUGAUUGGGUGCACAACAAGGUAGUAGAUCAAAUGGAAGAAUUGAGUCCGUCGGAAAUCGAAAUUGCAUUUAUGACUUGUCAAUUUUGUUUUCAUUACGCUGGAAAAAGACUUCAAGGAUAUAUUUUAACAGAAAUGGAAAAAUAUCUGGACCUGAUUUCCAAUGAUUUGCAUAGGUAUUAUCAAGAGAAUGGAAUAAAAAAUUAUUUGGGACGAAUUACUAAAAUGAUGAAAAUCAAUAAUUGGAUUCAGCCACCCCGUUUGGGCAAGUCCCUGUCCUUUCCGUCGACGAAACUGAAAUCCCCCCAGUCCAUGGCCAUCAUCCGCUACCUGGCCAACCAAUUCGGAUACGCUGGAAAGUCUCCAGAAGAGAAAGCUUGGGUGGAUGCAAUUGUGAACCAAUACAAAGAUUUCAUGUCCGCAUUCAUGCAAUUUGUUUUGGCCCAGCACAAUGGAAAGCCUGCGAUGGAGGUUGAACGGCUUAAAAUUGAAGUUUACGCUCCAGCCAAGGAGACUUAUUUGAAUAUACUGAAUGGACUUUUGGAAAAGAGCAAAUCUGGAUUCUUGGUCGGCAAUGGGCUCACUUUUGCUGAUUUGGUGGUUGUGGAGAAUUUGUUCAGUUUGGAAAAGAAUCAGCAUUUUGUGGCUGCUGAGCACCCCAUAUUGUUGGCACUCAAGGAAAAGAUUUAUGGGAUUCCAGCGAUCAAGCAGUACGUGGAGAGUCGUCCAGAUACUCAAUUCUAA